UCUCUUCCAAUCCAGACAAAAGGAGAGGACGGCAGAUCCGCGGAGGCGCGCACCGAGUCGAGCAUCUGUGCACCUUGGAGACGCCACGGGCUUGAUCAGACGCGCAAGAAAGUACCGGCACAACGACGCACACGCCCUCCAGAUCCACCUUUCAAACCCCAGAGCCGGCCAACUGUACUGUCUGAGGGCCGAAAAAAGGGAGUCUGAGCCCCGGUUCAAGCGCAGCCAGAACACCGUGUUCCCAUGAUGUCAUACCUGUGGAUCCUGCUAUUAGGGAGCCUGCUGGCUGCAGGCGCCAAGGCACAAGAUGAUGCUGACCAAACAGCCCCUGAGGGAGACCCAGUGCCACAGGAUGAAGGAGAUCCUGAUGCUGACCAGAAACCUGAGGAACAACCACCAAUGGUGACUGAGCCUGAGUCCAAUGCUGAUCCUGAAGCCGAAACUCCUGCUGAUGGAGACACACAACCAGAUCCUCCCUCUGAUGGAGACACACAACCAGACCCUCCCUCUGAUGGAGACACACAACCAGACCCUCCCUCUGAUGGAGACACACAACCAGACCCUCCCUCUGAUGGAGACGCACAACCAGAUCCUACUUCGGAUGGAGACGCUCAGCCAGAUCCUACUUCGGAUGGAGACGCUCAGCCAGAUCCUACUUCUGAUGGAGAUGCUCAGCCAGAUCCUACUUCUGAUGGAGAUGCACAGCCAGAUCCUACUUCGGAUGGAGACGCUCAGCCAGAUCCUACUUCUGAUGGGGACACUCAGCCAGAUCCUACUUCUGAUGUAGAUGCACAGCCAGAUCCUCCGUCUGAUCCGGACGCUCAGCCAGAUCCUACUUCUGAUGUAGAUGCACAACCAGAUCCUCCUUCUGAUGGAGACACAGACACAGAUACUCCAAAAGAGCCUACAGCUGUUCCAACAGCUGAUGAAGAGGAAACACCUUCCUCAAGCAGUGAUGCUAAGCCUGCCCAGGAGGAGAGUGGACCUGAUGGCAAUGCAGAUCCAGCUGCAGCAGAUAAUGAGGAGGAACAAACUGAUCCAGCUGCUGGUGCACAACCCACAGCAAAUCCAGAACCAGAAAUAGUACCAGCGGUCAGAUCAGGGGUGGAGGCCAAUGCCCCCGCAGGUGCUGGAUUUGACCUGAGCCAUGCUCUACCAGAAAACUCUGCAGGGGACACCCCAUCACAGUCAGGAAACAGCGGCAGUUUGGAAAGUGGGGCACAUUCUGCUGGCGCCACAGGAGAUGCAGACAAACCUGAAGGCCAAGGGUCCGGUUCUGGAUCUUUGGCAGGCAUCCUGAGUGGAAUUGUUGUGGCUGCAGUGGGAGCAGUUGCUGGAUACUUCACCUAUCAGAAGAAGAAACUGUGCUUCAAAAACAGACAGGAAGCAGAUCCAGAAGCUGCACGCAAAGCUGACACAACAGAAGCUAACGCAGACCCCCAAGUCCUCAGCAACCUGUUGAACUCCUCCUAGACCAGCAAUGAUCACAUGACUGCCUGGACCAGCAAUGGGCAAGCAAAGUGGCAAUCUCACUGUUAGGCUCUGCUGUCUGUAGAGCUAAAUUACUGUGAGGCCCCAGAGCAGGGCUGUGUGUGUGUGUUCUGUUUGUUUGAAUGUGUGUGCAUGUGUGUGUGUUGAUCUGUGUGUAUGAAUGGGCAUAUGUACAUUCAUUCCUGUGUGUGCAUAUGUGUGGGGAAAAAUGAGAUGAGGUAGAUAAGAAAAAGCAAGUAGAUAUAUGUGAACCUUCGGGCUUUUAUGAUUGUUAGAACAUAGGAAUUUAUGAAAAUGAUUGGUCAAACUUUCUACUUUAAACCAAAUCCAACAACUUUUUUUAAGAGUGGACGAUAAACAGAUUAAAUCUUAGAUUAAGUCUGACCAUGAGAUGUCUAAAUUAAAGAACUACUUAUUUUUAUUUUAUUUCUAUGGCUAAUAUUCAGCUCUAGUAAUUCAGUGUGAAUAUAAACCAGUGACAGAUAUCGAUGUUGUAGAUGUUUAACUUUGUACUGGAUUCUUAAAAGUGGAUUUUUUGUCAUUUUUCAUUCUUUGAGCCACCCAUAUGAUUUGUAAAAUCCACCGGCACUGUAAAAUAAAGCAUUUUUGUCCUUUUUAAUGUUGCUUCCUGCGGAAUAAAUGCAGGGUAGUCGGAUAACAGGGGGAUUCAGUACCUACCACUGUAUUUCCAGGAUUGUGGCUAGGAAAAAUAGUACAGAUUAUAAUCCUAGGAUUCUGGGAAUUGUCAGGUGGUCCAAGGUGUGUGUGUGUGUGUGUGUGUGUGUGUAUUCAGUGGGCCACUAAUGUCACAGUGUGUGCGUGUGUGUUUGUGUUUGUGCAUGUGUCAUUUUUGAUGGGUGGAGGGGGCUUAGUUACAAAUUCUGUUGGGUGACGACCACUUCUCCUCAGUCAGUUCAAUAAAUUACUUGUGGCAUUUCAAAUUAAACACACAACAAUGCAAAUGAUCUCCCCACCUUUGAACAUUUAAAGAAUUUUUUUAACCAUCGUAAGACGUACUGAGGUGAGUUGAAGUGAAGUGUAGUCCAACAAUUUUUCUGUCGGUGGAUGUAUGUUCACUUGACAUGGCCAAAUUCAAAAGAGCUAACGCAGAAAUGUAAUAGACGUUGUUCUGAUGUAGUGUGUGUCAGUCUUGUUGUGAUGCAGUAAUUUCUCCUCUAUAGUGCCUUUUACUGACACAUCCUGGCUUGGCCAAUCCACAGACACACAGAGAGGAGAGCUGGGACAGGCAGAAGAGUAAAUGAAUGUAUCAAAAUACAUGAGCAAGAUAACUGAGGAAUGUUUAAUCAGCUCAGAAAUGAUCGAUUCCCUGGUUGAAAAGUCUCAUAUAUGUGAGGCUGUUACCUUAUUGUGACAUGUGUUCAUAUCGGGCCAGUUUGCUGUUUUGUUUCCAGUGUUUUAUCCUCAACCAAUAUUGAAUUCCAAACUCUUACCAGCCUCAGACGUAAAACUCUCCUCGCCGUGUGUCUCUUCGGUUGAGCAGGCCAUUUGCUGUCACAGUGUUUUUGUAUCAUUCAUAUUUCCAUUCACCUGUGAUUUUUAUAGGAGUUUUACAUUUAGGCAACGUGAGGCAACUUGUUUACUGUGGUAUUUUGUGAUUAUUAUUGUGAAAUGCCCCAGAAGCAGCGUUCCCAAAAAAAAUAGUUUUGUUUUGGGGUUUUUUUGGGCCACUGUAGCACAAAAAAAACCCCCAUUAAAUUCUGAAUGUCUUUUUGUUGCCUUGCAGUUUUGUACUUGCUCUACUCCCUUUAAACUUUGAAAUGGGGUGAUAGAGGUUGCGUCGUGCUGCAGUUCGUGCAAACUGUGUUACUUGUAAAGCACCAUAUAGCUGCAAUACAGGACAGAGACUGUUGCUAACAGCCUAGCCUCAAGAUGAGAAAUAUUAAAAGUCUGUGAUGUCAUAUAUCAAUUAAUCCUACUGUAUAAACUGGGGGCUGGACACCGGGUCAAAGCUCUGUUUAUAAAUGCCUUAUCCCGUAUCCUGUGAUAGACCGAAUUUCUGAACAACACUGAACAGGAGGAUCUGAAAUCUCUUACUGCAUCUGCUACAAUUGUAUGGAGUGAUAAUGCACAAAGUACCUGUUUCAUAAUAGAGCAAGCUUUCAUAUACAGCCACCGAUGCCUUCAGAACAGAAAAUACUCCUUUGAAUGCAGUACCCACCCACUUCAUCCAGUCCAGUAAGCAUAAUAGGAAUCAAUAAAAGCUCUCUGCUGUCCUGCAGUGCACAUUCAGAAACCUUGCAGGGACUGAUCUGAUGGAAAUGAGACUGAAAGAACAGUAAAUCUGUAAAAAUCUAACAAGGCCUGCUUGUGUUUCGAGCCCCAUGGUCCAAUCUACAUUAAGUCCCAAGGCAGUCACAUUCCCUGUAAACACAAAUGAUUGGAGCAUCCGAGCAAGAAUGUAAAACAAAGAAAUCUUAGACUUCUUUGGGUCCUGAAGUGCACUUCUCAGAUAAUUUUAGGGCAUCAAUCAUUGUGCUGACCAGUCCUGCCUUAUAAUGUCAACUCUUGAAUACUCCAGCAAGGAAAACAAAGAACAGUGUCAUCAUCAGAAAUCAAGAUUGAAUCAAGCCAGAGAUGUUUUGCAAGUGAUUUUGAUCACAUGAUAUCUAUGGGAGAAGCACUUUCCUAUCCUGUAUACAUCUUGAUUCAUUAAUCAUAUAGAUGAUUCAUUUCCUGAUUUAGACUAGUGACUCUUCUUUUUUUUAUUUAAACAUUCUGUGUUUUUGUUUUGCGUAGAAACUGUCUUCUUUAUUUUUGUCAUCUGGCACUUGUGUUGUUCUUCUUGAAUUGUGUAAAUAACGUUUGAGGAGUCAAUUAAACAGUUUUCGUGGGA
This is a messenger RNA of Scatophagus argus, 4345 nucleotides long. RefSeq names its product clumping factor B. Bases 244 to 1473 code for a protein of 409 amino acids. Gene Ontology annotation, biological process: T cell extravasation; positive regulation of neutrophil extravasation; homotypic cell-cell adhesion. The record is from RefSeq and is a predicted model, not a curated record. NCBI's taxonomy places the organism in Eukaryota, Metazoa, Chordata, Actinopteri, Scatophagidae. The transcript is spliced from 11 exons.